Molecule: messenger RNA, 360 nt
Organism: Heteronotia binoei (common prickly gecko)
Lineage: Eukaryota; Metazoa; Chordata; Lepidosauria; Squamata; Gekkonidae
Product: small ribosomal subunit protein uS14-like
Biological process (GO): translation
Cellular component (GO): ribosome; cytosolic small ribosomal subunit
Molecular function (GO): zinc ion binding; structural constituent of ribosome
Source: RefSeq, a predicted model, not a curated record
GACCGCGCCGCCGCCGCCGCCGCCUCCGCCUGAGCCACCAUGGGUCACCAGCAGCUCUACUGGAGCCACCCGCGGAAGUUCGGGCAGGGGUCCCGCUCCUGCCGAGUGUGCUCCAACCGCCACGGCCUGAUCCGCAAGUACGGCCACAUGUGUCGCCAGUGCUUCCGCCAGUGCAAGGACAUCGGCUUCCUCAAGCUGGACUGAGCAGCGCCUGAAAAACACCCCCAAGCCGGGAGAGAGGAGGACGCAGGAGGAGGCCGCCCCUGGCUGGAGAAAGGAGGGGAGCCACAUGGGGGCCUGGCUUGGCCUGACACUUCCCGCCCUCCCUGGUGCAGACAAUAAAGAGGCUGUUGUGAGCUA